Molecule: messenger RNA, 1296 nt
Organism: Rhinichthys klamathensis goyatoka
Lineage: Eukaryota; Metazoa; Chordata; Actinopteri; Cypriniformes; Leuciscidae
Gene: sh2d4bb
Product: SH2 domain containing 4Bb
Exons: 7
Coding region: 25-1296 (423 amino acids)
Cellular component (GO): cytoplasm
Source: RefSeq, a predicted model, not a curated record
UUUAUCUCAUCUGAAUUCGGUCUGAUGGGUCUGGAAAGUGUGUUUCCUCAAGCUAUCAUUUCACUGUUUGCCGUGUGGUGUCUUUUCCCAGGCGACCGCAGAGGCAUUCAGUGGCUUCUGGGAUCAGAUGGAGAGGUAUGGGUAUGGGUUAUGGGGGAGGCCCGGGGGGACAAGCCCUUUGAAGACAUUGUGGAACAGCUGAUGGAGGAGAGAGCCAGGAAGCAGGCCCAGCGAGAGGCACAGGAACUCCGGCGUGUGAAGGAGGCAGAGAUUGAAAAGAAGUUUCGAGAUGCCAUGGCGAAGGAGAAGGCUCGCUUCGUGGCAGAAAAAUGGAAGGAGGAGACAGAUGACAGAAAGGCAGCCAAGCAGGAAGAAGAGGAAGAUCGCAUUAGAGAGGAACUGAAGAAAUAUGAGGAGGAAGAGAGACAGAGAGGCGAGGAAGAAAUCCGCCAAACUGAGGAGAGAAGAGCAAAGGAGCUGUACAUCUCUCUGAAGCAGGAGGAAAAGAGGAGUGAGAGAGAUGACAAAGAAUGGCAGGAACAAUUGCAACGCUCUAAGGCGGCGGAUGAGGAGAUGAAGUGCAAGGCACGACGGGCUAGAGAUGAUUACAAGCGCCAGUCUUUGCGGGCUAUCGAGAAGGGCCUGGUGGCUGGACUCAGCGGCCUGUUCCAUAAGACGCACCCGAACGGAUCGGGUCACCACCGACGGCAUGGCACGGUCAUUGAACAUCAGACCCCUCCAGCUGAGGCCGGCCAUUCACCCGCAACAAGUGCUGGCCAACUCACUUCAGGCCAUUACAGGCGCAGACAACACCGUCGUUACAGCAAUCCAGUCACACAGUCACUCACUGAAUGCCCAGUUUGGAUUCGUCCACCUAGGCCAAACUCUCGAGAAUCCAUCAUUCGCUGGUUUAAAGAGGAGCAGAGACCGAGACGAGCGGGUUAUGAGCGAAGCAGCAACACCAUCGCCCCCUGGUUCCACGGAAUAAUAUCACGGCAGGAGUCAGAGGAUUUGCUGACCAAUGCCGCAGAAGGCUGUUUCUUGGUCAGAGUGAGUGAGCGGAUCUGGGGAUACACGCUGUCCUGCCGCACUACCUUUGGCUUUAAGCACUUCCUCAUUGACGCCUCGGGUGAUUAUUACAGCUUCCUAGGCGUUGACCAGGACCGUCACGCCACCUUAGCUGACCUCAUUGACUUCCAUAAGGAGGAAGCGAUCACCACGUCUGGAGGAGAACUACUCCAGGACCCCUGCAGGCCGAAAAGCUCCACAGCUGACUACGGAGGGCUUUUUAUGUGA